Messenger RNA from Branchiostoma belcheri (Belcher's lancelet), 1412 nucleotides. Its product is annotated as peptidyl-prolyl cis-trans isomerase-like. Gene Ontology annotation, cellular component: intracellular membrane-bounded organelle. The transcript has 5 exons. Bases 119 to 613 code for a protein of 164 amino acids. Gene Ontology annotation, biological process: protein folding; protein peptidyl-prolyl isomerization. NCBI's taxonomy places the organism in Eukaryota, Metazoa, Chordata, Leptocardii, Amphioxiformes, Branchiostomatidae. The record is from RefSeq and is a predicted model, not a curated record. Gene Ontology annotation, molecular function: peptidyl-prolyl cis-trans isomerase activity.
GCAGAACCGCCCGUUCCGCAGGUAUAAGCCACGUGGUGUGGGUCACAGUGGAACAUUCCAUCUCUUUUGCAUUUGGUCAGCUUGAAGCUUCACGUCUACCGGCAAAACCCGAACAAAAAUGGCCAGGCCAAGGGUCUUCUUCGACGUUACCGCUGGUGGUAAGCCCCUCGGGCGUAUUGUCAUGGAGCUCCGAGGUGAUGUUGUCCCCAAGACAGUAGAGAACUUCCGUGCCCUGUGUACUGGAGAGAAGGGCUUUGGGUACAAGGGGUCGACCUUCCACCGCGUCAUCCCCGGCUUCAUGUGCCAGGGGGGUGACUUCACCCGGGGGGACGGCACCGGAGGCAAGAGCAUCUACGGCAAUAAGUUUCAAGAUGAGAACUUCCAGCUGAAGCACACUGGCCCAGGUAUCCUGUCCAUGGCUAAUGCUGGCCCCAACACCAACGGCUCACAAUUCUUCCUGUGUACUGCAGAGACAGCCUGGCUGGAUGGCAAGCAUGUUGUGUUUGGCAGUGUCGUGGAGGGAAUGGAAGUGGUGACGGCUGUCGAGAAAUACGGUAGCGGCAAUGGCAAGACCUCGGCAAAGAUCGUCAUCGCCGACAGUGGGCAGCUGUAACAGGGCACCGGCAUAGUCCCUGUUUCUUAUCAAUAUAUGCUAGAGUUCAGUUCAGAAGCCCCAUAAUGUCUCUACUAGGGUCCAAUCAUUAUAUCGUAGGCAAUGCUAUCACCUGUAGCUGUACAGUUCUGUCCCUACCCCUCACGUACACCUAACAUGUAUGCUAUCUUGUAGGUGAUCACCAAGCACAGGCUUAACACAACAGAUAAGAUUGGAAAAUAUGACCGAAAUUGCUCAUGCUUUCUAUGAUAAGGAGUAAUGCAAUUAACCAUGAAAUCUUCAAAUCCUGUAGUGCACUUAAGUAAAGCUUGUCAGUAUACUUCUCUACACAAAAUAGUUGAUUAGUAAACCCAAAGUACAGUUUAUACAAAUCAUAUAAUCAUGAUUUAACAGGCUUGAUAUUUUACUUAUUAUCAUCUUCUCCUUUGUUGUGCCAACGGCCAUGUUAACCUCAACAGCCAUGUUAACCUCUGGAAUCAUGUUGAGAUUUUUCACUUGUAUGUAGACAUACGUGUAGUGUACCUGGGCACCAAGCAUUAAGGGUGUACUUGAUGGUUUUGGAACACAACUGUACAAUCUUGUACUUCAGUAUCGUGUCAGAGGAGUAUUAACGAUCAGUCCCUCCCUGUUACAAUGAACUUAAGGUCGUACAAGCUGAAACAACAGUACAAGAAUGUUAGAUUCCAACCCUGUCCCAUAUUCAGUGGAUGUUGUGUCGUUCGUACCCUUCGAGCUGCCCAUUGUGUUCCUCAUCACUCGUUCACCGUGGCUCAUUAAACUUUCUAUCACCUCACUAAAA